This is a messenger RNA of Orbilia oligospora ATCC 24927, 444 nucleotides long. RefSeq lists its product as uncharacterized. The transcript has 2 exons. Gene Ontology annotation, molecular function: alpha-(1->6)-fucosyltransferase activity. Gene Ontology annotation, biological process: protein N-linked glycosylation. The record is from RefSeq and is a predicted model, not a curated record. The coding region runs from base 1 to 444 and encodes 147 amino acids. NCBI's taxonomy places the organism in Eukaryota, Fungi, Ascomycota, Orbiliomycetes, Orbiliales, Orbiliaceae.
AUGCUGAAGUAUUGGUGGAGGGCACAGGCGGCAGCAUAUAUUAUGAGAUUCAAUCGCAAUACCUCUAGGAGACUUAAACAAUUUCGACUCGGCGAAGACACGAAGCAGCUCGGAUUACACUGGGAUGUAAACGGGGACCCGAGGAAUGUUGAUGUCCCGUUCCCCCUCCCGGAGGGUACCAUAAGUAUGCACGUACGGCAUGGAGAUAAAGGAUCCGAAAUGCGACUUGUGCCGUUCAACGAUUACGUUGUCCGUGCAGAAAAGUUCAGUGCUGAGAAUCCACUUGGAAAUUGGAAAAGAGCCUUCCUUUCGACGGAAGACCCGAAUGUCAUCGAGCAAAUGAAAACAAUGGCACGGAUAACGCCUUUCUCGUAUAGCGGGAGCAAUUCAAGAUGGACAUGGUAUUGGACGGAUAUCCCAAGUAUGGCCCCAGCUCUUGGUUAG